GAGCGCAUUUCCUGUUGGAGUCAACAUAUCGCGGCUUUUCAUCCUAAAUAGAAGCUAGCAGACUAAAGGCAGCUAGUCUCGGAGAAAACACAUCCUCGGUUAUCUGCGUCUUCCCAACGGACCGACUUUAUGCUCCGUUUCGGCGUUUGAGUGUGUCGCCGCUGCUGCGCCAGGUGUUGGGUGGAAAAUGACAUCUUUUUCACAAAGGGUUUGUCCUGCCCUGGUGUUGCUCAUCUUCUCAUCUGUGGUUACCGCGCAAGAAGAGUCCCCCUUACAGGAUGACUGGCGUGAUGUGUGGCUGUUUCGCUUCCUGGUCAACGUGCUGGGAUACUCAACCAUAAUUAUCCCUGGCUACCUCCUUAUCCGCUACUUCAAGCGUACCAAUUACUUGGACACGGGUAGUGGCGUCUUUUUUCCGGUCAUCAAGGCCUGCGUAUUUGGAACGGAAGCAAAGUCGGCCCUGCUGGACGACGUGUCCAUCUCAUCCAGGAACGAGGGGGAUUCGGGCUCGGCGCUGGGACAGGCUGGCCGCUUGAUCUUUUGUGCUGCUGGACUUCAGGCGUCAUACCUGACAUGGGGAGUCCUGCAGGAAAGGGUCAUGACCCGAUCCUACGGCGCCUCCACUCCAGAGGAGGAGGGCGAGCGCUUCAAGGACUCUCAGUUUUUGGUCUUCAUGAACCGGAUUUUGGCCCUGACCGUGUCGGGCCUGUGGUGCCUGCUGUUCAAGCAGCCUCGCCACGGCACGCCCAUGUACAAGUACUCGUUCGCCUCGCUCUCCAACAUCAUGAGCAGCUGGUGCCAGUACGAGGCUCUCAAGUACAUCAGCUUCCCCACUCAGGUCCUGGCCAAGGCCUCCAAGGUCAUUCCCGUCAUGCUCAUGGGUAAGAUGAUUUCCCAGAAGAGCUACGAGUACUGGGAGUACCUGACAGCCGCGCUUAUUUCCGUGGGCGUCAGCAUGUUCCUGCUGUCCAGCACGGCCGGCAAGCACCCGUCCACCGUCACCACCUUCAGCGGCGUGGUCAUCCUGGGGGGCUACAUCGUCUUCGACAGCUUCACCUCCAACUGGCAGGACAACCUGUUCAAGUACAAGAUGUCGUCUGUCCAAAUGAUGUUCGGGGUCAACCUGUUCUCUUGCCUCUUCACGGUGGGCUCGCUGCUGGAGCAGGGGGCCUUGUUCGACUCGGUGGCGUUCAUGGCGCGUCACUCGGAGUUCGCUUUCCACGCCGUGCUGCUGUCCGUUUGCUCGGCGUGCGGCCAGCUCUUCAUCUUCUACACCAUCAACCAGUUUGGCGCCGCCGUCUUCACCAUCAUCAUGACGCUGCGGCAGGCCAUCGCCAUUCUCCUCUCCUGUUUUCUUUACGGCCACGCCGUCACCCUGGUCGGCGGCUUCGGCGUCGCCGUGGUGUUCCUGGCUCUCUUUUUGCGAGUGUACGCACGUAGUCGGAUGAAGUCGGGCCGGCGGCAGGCGCUGCCGAUGCCGCAGAAGGUGUAGCGCUCGCGCCAAACUGAGGACUGAAACCACGUUUUCUGUGGUGUUUUUGUUUGUUUGUUUUUUGAAACGGCUCACAUCUUCUGUUCGUGUGUGUCAGGUACUUAAAGGGAUUCUUUGUCGUUCUUUCGACGUUCUGUCGAGUUGAGAGUUGAGUUCUGUGCCUCCAAGCGGUUCAUGAGAUUCUGUUCCACGACAUGCCUCUUCCCAGUCACAAGAUGUUCUCUCCCUCCCACACCACCUGUGGCUGAUGUGGCCACUGCUAGUUGCUGAGAAAAAAAACGAUUCCAUAAAAAGUUUGAGAAAUUCAUCACGUUUCAGGAUGAACCUAAAAUGCACUGGAACCAUGAGAGGAGAACUUAGUUUGACCCUCCCUAAACUUUUGAGUUCCCACUGUCUUAAAAAAAGGACUAAUUUCUCCGAGACCAGUCAUGGCUCAGCUGUUUUCUGGGUUUGGUCAUGUGAGCGACUGUUAUGUCAUUUACAGUCGACAGCACAGUGGCAAAAUCCCCGCCCCCUGAGAUGGAUGAAAACCAGGUGGAUGUUUCAUCUGAUUUUAUAUUCCACAAAUACUUAUCAGAAUGCGAUGUUUUGACCAGUGCGGGCGCAUAGACAUAGAACAUUUUUUGUUGAUGUGGCUUCCCCUUAAAAUGAAGUCAAAGGAAGUUGACCUGUAAAGGUUAUAACUCCCAUUUUAGGUUCCCCCUGUAAUUUCCCCCGAAAGCUCACUUUUUGUCACCAGCGUAUGCCAGCUUUGUGGACAGAACUGUUAAGACUUUAUGAAGUUGGCCUUAAUCGCGACUGAGCACUGGAACAAGAUGAUCAAUAUCAUAAAAACGCUGUGUUUGUCUGUCACAGUCGCCAGAUGUGCUUCCCAUGCGGAGAGCAAGCGGCCUUUGUUUUACCAGGAAACUGCGCAUAUACCUUGAACCCACUACGCGGACACUCAAUUGCCACAUCAUUCGAGGUCCAAAUCCACUUUCACAGUCAAUUGCGGAAUUGUCUUGUUCUUGUUUCGGAACGUAAUAUUGUUGCCCCCGAGUUUAUGUGUGCGCACUACUUUGUGCCAAUUGUGGGCCCUUGACAUGACCAAAAGAGAUGCUAUGAAGGAGUUCUUUUUGUGCUGCAUUGUUUUUAAGACACUUUUGUUAAAAAAAUUGUCUUCACAUCAUAGCAUCUUUGAAUUUGUUUCUAUCCACCAUGUUGGUUGCACUGCCUCCUGUGUUCGACCGCUCCAUGACUGAUGUGCGGGGACGAUCCCCCAUAAACACAUUCAAGGGGUGGUACAGUGUAACUUCUGUUACUUAUGGUAAGUGGAUUGAUUAAUAAUAAAAUACUUAUUAAUAUAU
This is a messenger RNA of Hippocampus comes (tiger tail seahorse), 2838 nucleotides long. It is a transcript of the gene slc35b2, whose product is annotated as solute carrier family 35 member B2. Gene Ontology annotation, biological process: transmembrane transport; 3'-phosphoadenosine 5'-phosphosulfate transport. The transcript is spliced from 4 exons. The coding region runs from base 188 to 1492 and encodes 434 amino acids. Gene Ontology annotation, cellular component: Golgi membrane; endoplasmic reticulum membrane. NCBI's taxonomy places the organism in Eukaryota, Metazoa, Chordata, Actinopteri, Syngnathiformes, Syngnathidae. The record is from RefSeq and is a predicted model, not a curated record. Gene Ontology annotation, molecular function: 3'-phosphoadenosine 5'-phosphosulfate transmembrane transporter activity.